Messenger RNA from Chiloscyllium plagiosum (whitespotted bambooshark), 1148 nucleotides. The record is from RefSeq and is a predicted model, not a curated record. NCBI's taxonomy places the organism in Eukaryota, Metazoa, Chordata, Chondrichthyes, Orectolobiformes, Hemiscylliidae.
UGGGAACCAAUGAAGACACUCUGAUUGAGAUCCUGUGCUCUCGCACCAACCAGCAAAUCUUGCAUAUGGCUGCCACCUAUCGAGAGCUUUACAAGAAAGAUAUGAUUAUGGACGUCAAGGAAGAUACUUCUGGACAUUUUGCCAAGCUUCUUUGUAUCCUAGCAAAGGGGAAUCGUCCAGAUCCCUCCAAUGUGGUCGAUAAUGAGCUGAUCGAUAUGGAUGCACGGACCCUGCAUGAAGCUGCAGUGAAGAACCGUACUUUUGAUGCGGACAAGUGGAUCACUAUAAUGACUGAGAGGAGUAUUCCUCACCUGAGGAAAGUUUUUGGAAGAUAUAAAUGCUACAGCUCCUAUGAUAUGUUGGAAAGUGUUGAGCGUGAGGUCAAGAAAGAUCUGAAAAAUAACUUUUUGGCCCUGGUGCAGUGUAUCCUGAACACUCCAGCGUUUUUUGCUGAAAAGUUAUCCAACUUACAGGGAAAUUUCAAGAAGGAUAUUUUAACAAGGAUCAUGGUGUCUCGUUCAGAAAUUGACCUGCUCUUUAUCAGGAAGGAGUUUAAGAAGAAAACUGGGAAAUCCCUGCACCAAUUUAUAACCGCUUCUACAAAAGACGAUUACCAACGAGUCCUACUGGCUCUGUGCAGAGGUGAUGAUUAGAGGCGUCAUCUCAGACAGGAAUUCCAAUUCCGUACCUACUCUUAAGUCAAAGAAUUGCUCCAUAAAGCUGUGAGGGGACCCUGUCGGAUUAAACCACUUAACCUUCCUCACUGUGUCUGUGUAAAAGUCAAGUAUUACAUUAGUUAACUGUAACAAGUUUGUGCUUGAAAAAUUCUCUACCAUAAAUCAGUCAAUCUUUGAAAAACUGCAAAUAUCUUACCUGUUGUUAACUGGAAAUAAAGCUUUGAACUUGAGCUACAUCUCAUCUCAGAACCACCGCAUGCUGUUUUGAGGUUUGAGAUCAAAAGGAUCCAAUGUGUGAACUGGCACAGUUUGUUCACCCGUAGCUCAACACAGGAGAUUUGCAGGAUGAAGUGUUUUCAGGCACAUACAUAAGAUGUUGCAUGUAGUGCAGUACUUAGUCUGGAAAUGCAUUUUGCUAUCAAGCCGCAAUGUCUUUUUAUACAAAAUAAAGAAAUUGGAUUAUUACUGUAA